AUGACCGCUUGCCCGCCCGAAUACAUCUCGAUCACCAUGGACACCAUGGAAGCGCAAAUGCCAGAAGCUGGCGAAGAGGGACAGCCUGCGUCCCGCCUAGAGCUUCUUCCCCGAGAACUUCGAGACCGCAUCUACUUCUACCUCGGCUUCCCCGUUGCUCGCCGCUGCCUCCACUACUGCGACAAGCCGUGCACCGGCUACACUGAGUUCCGCGGAAAUGCGCAAUACGUGUACAGGCUCGAGAGGUCGAAGCUGCAGGCGCUUCUGCGGGUCGGACGACUCAGCCGACGCGAGUAUCGCGAGUGGGAGAAAGAGCAGGCUGCAAGGCUAGAUUUGCGCGAGAGCUUAGCCGAGUACAAAGAUGAGUGUCAACUUCUCCAUGCGGUCUCUGCGGCUUUGGGCGCGAGUCGCAUGUCGGGCAGGGAUGAAGACGGUAUCAAGCACUCCAACUUCCCUGCUCCCAAAUGCGGACUCUUCUUCGCGAACCGCUUCUUCUACGAUGACAUGUCUUCCUGUUUUCGGAUUGCUUCGACUAUCGAUCGGGAUCAACGGAAGCAAGCGCGGCUUCAGCGUAAGUUUCACGUUCCAUAG
This is a messenger RNA of Trematosphaeria pertusa, 591 nucleotides long. RefSeq lists its product as uncharacterized. The record is from RefSeq and is a predicted model, not a curated record. NCBI's taxonomy places the organism in Eukaryota, Fungi, Ascomycota, Dothideomycetes, Pleosporales, Trematosphaeriaceae. The transcript is spliced from 2 exons. The coding region runs from base 1 to 591 and encodes 196 amino acids.